Messenger RNA from Spathaspora passalidarum NRRL Y-27907, 1444 nucleotides. Its product is annotated as putative oxidoreductase. The coding region runs from base 56 to 1393 and encodes 445 amino acids. The record is from RefSeq and is a predicted model, not a curated record. The transcript has a single exon. NCBI's taxonomy places the organism in Eukaryota, Fungi, Ascomycota, Pichiomycetes, Serinales, Debaryomycetaceae.
ACUGCGAACUCUUCAGAGAAAGUUGCCAUUGAGUUACUAAUUAUUUAUCCACACCAUGCCAGUUAAUUUCCUUACAUCAGUCUUCUUUGAAGGUCCUCAAGUGAUUCCAUACUGGGAGCAAAUAAAGGAAUAUGGCCCUACUGUUAUCCCCAUAGGUGUCUCAUUAGCGGCCCUUAAAUAUUACUUCCGUGGUUCCACAAAUACCUGGGAACGAGAUAUGCACGGGAAAGUAUUCAUCGUCACCGGUGGUACCUCGGGAUUAGGUCAACAAAUAAUAUAUGAACUAGGAACGCGUGGUGCCCAAUUGAUUCUUCUUACUCGAAGAACCAAUGAUGCCUGGCUUGCAGAAUAUAUUGAAGAUAUGCGUGACAGAUGUAACAAUCCAUUGAUAUUCGCCGAAGAAUGUGAUUUGGCUAGUUUAUACAGCGUAAGAAAAUUUGCCACCUCAUGGUUAGAUAAUACUCCUCCAAGACGAUUAGACGGAGUCAUUUGUUGUGCUGCCGAAUGCAUACCUCGAGGUAAACCUAGACAAAUCACCACUGAUGGGGUUGAACGUCAAAUCGGGGUGAAUUAUCUCGGACAUUAUCAGUUACUUACACUUAUUGCACCUUCACUUAGAGUUCAGCCUCCUGACCGUGAUGUCCGUGUUGUCAUUGCCACUUGUUCAUCUCAAAAUUUAGGUGAUGUUGAUGAACAAGAUCUUUUAUGGGAUAAGAAGCGAUAUCCUUCAACACAACCUUGGAAAGUAUAUGGAACAUCUAAACUUCUUCUUGGACUAUUUGCUCGCGAAUUCCAAUCGCAAUUAAUGACAUACGAACGUAAAGAUCUUACUCCAUGUAAUGUCAGAGUUAAUUUGGUCAACCCGGGUCUUUUAAGAUCUCCAUCCAUGAGAAGAACCCUUUCAAUGGGAACUGUAUGGGGGUUGAUAUUAUAUCUUUUGAUGUACCCUAUCUGGUGGCUUUGUUUGAAAAGCUUGAAUCAAGGGGCCCAGAGUUUCUACUUUGCCUUGUUUGCACCUAUGUUAAUGAAAAUUGAUGGUGGUGUGCUGAUUCAAGAAUGUAAGAUUAAUACAAAAGUACGUAAGGAAUACAGUGACGAAGAGUUAUGCAAGCGCGUAUUUGAACAGACUGAGAAGUUGAUUAAAGAGUUGGAAACAAGAAGUGCAAUUGAAAGAAAGAAAAAUACGACAAAAGAAGAACAAGAGAAGGAAGGGAAAAAGAAGAGAGAUUUAGCGGUUAAACCAACCACUACUGACGAAUUGCAACUGAAGUUGGAUGUAUUAAGAAGUCUGAUCGGUAAGGAGUUGCCAUUAUUUCCUGAUGAACUGGCUCUCAAGGCAAGUGGAGUUACAAAGAGUAAUGUAAAGAAAAGAGGCGGAUCAAAAAAGGCGUAGUUUUUCUAUACAUUAACCAGGUAAUAAAUAAAAGGCUCAUAUAAUGUUUGA